CUACAAUUUUCUCAUAUAUUCAUAGGCCUGAAAAAAAAUUGUGCUGAAAUUUACAAAGCUGGGGAAAGAAGAGAUGGUAUGUACACCAUAAAACCUGAUAACUUACUUGCCUUUGAUGUAUUCUGUGACCAAACAACGGAGGGUGGAGGAUGGACUGUGUUCCAGAGGAGACUGGACGGCUCGGUUGAUUUCUACCGCCUCUGGAACGACUACAAACAUGGCUUUGGUGACCUAUGUGGUGAGUUUUGGCUCGGAUUGGACAAGAUUCACCGCCUAACCUCUGGCGUUAACAAUGUGCUGCGUGUAGACUUGGGAGACUUUGAAGGAAAAAAUACUUAUGCUGAGUAUGAAAGGUUUGGUGUUAUGGGUGAGAAUGACAAGUACAAGCUGAUCCUUGGUUCUUAUUCAGGUAGAACUGUCAUUUCGUCUCUUCUAUCUAGUCAUGCUAAGAACGGGAGGGGGGGGAGGAGAGUACUAAGUGACGUAAAUAUGCUUAAACUCUUUUACAUCAAUAGCUUUGGAAGACAAAAAAGUAACCUCAGCUCAUCGAUAUGCAAUCCUGGACAGCGCAUAGGUAUUCGCCGGUGGAUGAUGCGCAGUUAACCUGACGAACUAAUCCAACUCUGAGGACUGUCUCGGCGAAUAUAUUUAUUGUAAUUAUCAUAUUGAGCAUUUUAAUCCCUAGAAUCUUCGACAAGAAUAAUAGAUAUUACUAAGAAUGCUUUUAAUCCAUAUCAUUAUUGUUGAAGUAUACUUAUCUGACAUUUCAAGAUUUGUUCUGUCUUAUGAACGGCUCAUUGUUGGUCAAACGUAAUACUCAUAGUGCGGCUCAUUUUGUCAGGAAAUUCUGGUGACUCUCUUACCGAACAUCGCGGUAAGCCAUUCACUACUAAAGAUCAAGAUAAUAACGAUUUGGCGACCGAAUGCGCCAUUAAGUACAAAGGAGCCUGGUGGUACUCGAGGUGUCACCGAUCAAAUCUCAAUGGCUUGUAUCGUCGUGGAAAUCACUCCUCCUAUGCUGAUGGAGUGAACUGGAAAGACUGGAAAGGUUAUCAUUACUCCCUAAAGAGAACCGAGAUGAAAAUUAGACCAGUGGGUUUCUGA
Molecule: messenger RNA, 1104 nt
Organism: Pocillopora meandrina
Lineage: Eukaryota; Metazoa; Cnidaria; Anthozoa; Scleractinia; Pocilloporidae
Source: the annotation of a GenBank genome assembly